AUGGCGGUGCAAAAACUUGCUAAUGGUUGGCGCGCCCGCCGCAAGAAGGACGGCAAGACGUUCAACGGACCGCUGCGCGCGACUGAAGUGGCCGCAAACGAAGAUGCGCGGCAAAUGGAGGAAGCAGCAGCUGUCUCCAGUGAACGCUUGCAAGAAGUUUUUGAUAGACUAUCGGGCUCGCUUUCUGCCCUGGCCGUGACCUCUGUACCGGCCGUGACCCAAAAUGGUUCCAAUUGGCGUGCUCGUGUGAAAGUCAGCCGAGCAACUGUCAAUGGUCCGACACGGCAGUCCAAAGCAGCUGCCGAAGAGAAUGCGCGCUUGCUUCAGCAAGCGCAGCAAAUAUCUAGCGCUGAGCUGCAGAAAGUCGCCGAUCGUUUGCAGAAGGAAGUUGCUGACGUGCGUUCUGUGGCAACUGUUACUAAACAUGGUGCAGGGUGGCGCGCUCGUGUGCAGGGUGCCCAUCAAGUGUAUGGUCCUACUAGGCAGUCUAAGGCUGCUGCAGACGUCGAUGCCAGUCAAUUUCAGGCUGCGCUGCAGCUCUCUGCCAAAGAGUUACAGUCUGUUGCUCAGCGGCUGCUGCAGGAGGCUGCUGAUGUAGUCGUAAGGAGUAGCCGAGAAGCUCGGUUUGACGAAGUCAUUUUGGCUGAGAUCCGUGAUGCUUUGGGCUUACAGCGACCGCAGAAGCGAGCCAGACUGCGUGCGAAAAAUGUCGCCUAUGAUAUCGACCCUGAGGUGGCCUCGAAGAGUGCGUGGAUGGUGGAAUUGGGCUUUCACACUAGACUGGAUUAUGGCUCUCGGCCCGCAUGGACAAGUGGCUUGGAGCGUGGCACGACGCAUGCUGGCUUGAAGAAUUUAGGGAAUAGCUGCUGGCUCAAUGCCGUGCUGCAAUGUUUUCGGUGGACUCGCCCGCUGUACAAUGCUUUCACUGCUCGGUUGAUGGAAUGCGAAGAAUCGAUUCUGGGAUCGCUGGUCGCAGAUGUUUUAGCGAAGCUUGCAAGCAACGACUGGGAUUACGUUGCACCAUUUGCUUUGCUCAAUCAACUGUAUGCAACCUAUCAAGGAAGAUUUCGACCUGGUGAGAGCGCAGAUGCAGCAGAAGCUUGUCGCUUGUUGUUAGACCGGUGUGUCUACGGCAGUGAUAUUGUACAUUUACUGCCUACAUCCAUUGCAAUGGCUCGGCGCGGCAAAACGCUCACGGAGCUGACGCGUGAGCAUUUUGCUGCAUGCCGGUCGAGCAGUGAUGUUCUCAUUUUGGAAGUGGCGCCCGUCGAUGGCGGCCGGAUGAAUUGGUCGCAGUUAUUGGUGGCACCGCCCUCUGGUGAGGGCAACAACUACCUCUACACAGUUUCCGGCUUUGUGGCGCAUGCGCCGCCUGCGGGCAGCGACUGCCUCUGUCGCUUGCCUCGGUUGUUGCAGGAAACUGUGGCGCCUGUGCCUGAUGCUCCUGUGGAGCGUGUGGUGGGAGCGCCUCCUGGGACUGCGAGGACUGCUGGCUCGCGCCUUGGCUGUUUUGCGGCGACACUGCAACGCAAGCGUCGUGCAGCCGGAGACAACGGCGCGCAGGCCGAAGACGAGCGUUUGGAUUUCUCGGGUCAAGGCCGGAGACAACAGCGCGCAGGCCGAAGACGAGUCGGAGACAACAGCGCGCAGGCCGAAGACGAGCGUCUGGAUUUCUCGGGCCGGAGACAACAGCGCGGAAGACACGCGGAGAAGGGCAACCGUGCAGGUCGUGCCCGAGAGAGCCGUGCAAGGCAGUCCAAAGCUUUUGGUGGCAAUGGAUCUUCCAAUAUGACAGGUUCACGAGAUGACAAAUGGGCUGACGAGGACAAUCCGUUCCUCAGAUUCAAAGAGGAUCAUGCACUGCACCGCACACGGGACACUGAAGUGUUGCGGGUCUGGCCGAUGGAGGCAGUGGUCAUGCCUCGUCAACCAUGUCAUCUUUGCGACGCUGGCUUUGAGGAUCGUGCGAGUCUACUGGAACACAUUGCCAAAGAGCAUGGUGGUUUGCAGAAAUAUCGGAAUGCGAUGCUGUGUCUGCAAUCGUUCUGUCCGCAUGUUGUGGCUGGCAGCGAAGUACGAUACUAUGUCAGCAACUACAGCACCUUUCUCCGACACGCCAGCAUGGAUUGGGAAGGGCCUUGCUUGACCGAGCUCCGCGGCGGCCGUGGGUGCGCAUUUUGCGCCAGAUGGUUUUGGUUGGAAGAGAUGUGGGCUGUGCACCUGGCAGGCGAGCAAUGCUUCAUGCAUGAAAUCACCUGCAGUUUGGACGCUCUUGUCUGUGGAUCGAUACCAUCAGCGCUGGCCGAAGAUCCCUUUGACAGCUGCAAGCCUCUGGCAUCCAAGUGUGCGCAGCUGACGGAACCUGUCUAUGUUUGCAUCGAUUGCCACCAAGCCUUCGCUCCCAAGAAGCCGCGGCUCUGCAAGUUUGCUCUCGCCAACGAUCUCUGGCUUGGACGCAUCGAUCCAUUGCUGUGGGAGGCCAACAUGACGCACGAGAUGUGCUUGGCACUCGCCCGCACCGUCGCCACAAAAGUGGUGCUGCGAGCCGGUGGUGCGCAAACGGCGCAGGCGGCCACCGAGCAGCAGUGGGACCACGUGCACCAACAGACUGGUUACGUGGGUUCCUCGGUGCUCUUCCACAAUGGCGAUGCCAAGCAUGCGCUGCAGUCGCUGCCGCCAGAGAAAUUGAACGAUGCAUUGGCCAUUACGUUCUGCACGGAUCUUCCUGUAGAAGAUGUUGACCAUGGCCGCGAAGCGGUCCGCAAGAUCGUGCAGCUGCGUCUGCGGAAGGACCGAUUUCUUCAGCAAGCUCAAGUUUUGAUGGACACAAAUGUUGUGUAUGCUGCAGGAGCGGCCAAGAUCGACAACGAACAUUUGACGAAAUGGCUUGGUGGCGAAGAUGAUGUCGUUCCUCCGGCUGUUCUUGAUUGUGUUUUGACCGUGCCAGUUGGUCGUGAUGGGCCUGGCAGCAUGCGGCAAGAAGGCCCCGCCCAGGCCACUGCAGGCAACGUCGCUUGCAAUCAAGAUGAAGUGGUUUUUGCGACGGAGCCGGAAGUGAAGGACUUCAAUGACGACGAGACGGACGUCUCCAGUCGUGUCGCGAUCAUGCUGCAGAAACUGGAAGAGUUGGAAGCGGCUGGUGCCCGUUCGGUUGCCGUCGAGAUGGCGUCGUUGAUGGAAGAAGAUGCAGUGUUGCUGGAUCAUUUGGGCCGCAGGAGGAUUCAGAAAAUUUGUGAUGAGAUUCAAGAGACUUGCCGCAAGUUGUCCACUCAAGAAAUGUGUCGGAAGUUGGAGGUGGAACUUCGUGAUGCCGUCAUGGGUAAGUCCCGUUGGCUAUUGCCUGUGAGGAGAAUACUGCAGCAGAGGGCCCGGAGACAUAUGAAGCGCAACACCUCAUGGUUGCUCGUGACAAGAAACCGCUUAGUUUCUUUGACUGGAAGAUUUGGAGCAUGGCCAAACCUCGUCUCUGGCGGUAUGGUGACGCUUCGAAUUUGUUUGACCGCGAAGAAGCUUUGUCAACUGCAGAAUGGACGGCAUGCAUGCUGCGACGAGAGGACACCGGCGGUUGAGUUGAAGAGUCUUUUUUUUGAAAUUUGGUUGCGGGAGAUGGUGUAUUCUCUGGACAGUGAUCAGACUCCGUACGUGGCGAUGCAAGCCGCGUCUGCCAAUGUUCUCGGUACAGACGGAGAAACAGUGGAUUUGGGUGCAGUGGCCGCUGACAUGCCAGAGGAUUUGCAAGAUAUGAGGCGUGUGCUUGAUCCUGCACUGUGGCUAGAUUCUGAAGAGCAUUUGCCGCAUGUUGGAUUCACUGAUUCUUUGGGUUACAUGGCUUGGUAUGAAUGGAAUGGCAAAGCUUAUGAGGUUCGUUCUGAUGCGCCGUCUACUUCCGUGUCCUGGUUGAAUCGGAGAGAUUGGGCGCCUGACUUUCGAUCUGCAUGGUUGACCGCUCAUCAACAAUUUAUGGAGAAAGAGGGCGAGCCUGUCACCAGCGACGCACAAGAUGAGGACGCACCAAUGCCGCCAGCAGAAGAUGGACAGCAAGAUGCGCACAUGGCAAACGCGGAGGAGACAGAUGAUUCCACUGCUGAACUCACGCGAGCCAUCCGCUGUGGCAUCAGCGAAGCAUUCUGUGAUGGCAUCAACAGCGGCUUCUACAUCAACAGCUAUACCACCAAGCCUGGACCUGGUUUAGCUGGUAUGUUGGAGGAGCUCCAAAAAGGCAUUGAGCGAUUGGAGAAUGAACGUCAGGAACGCGAACAAGACCGUGAGAAGCAGGCAGAAGCUGCGCGGGCGGCAGGCGAGCAUGUUGCAGGAAGACGUGGUGUACUUUUUGCCGAAACACUGAAGCAGCAGUAUGGCGAGAGCGUUUUGCAACCGAAGGAGAAUCUGGAUGUUGCUUCUGAUCCAGUGGUGUUUCGUCGCGAUGGCCUUGAUCCAGUGACUUUGGUUGGUUGGAAGAAGGUGGCACGCGUAGAUCAAGAAACUGGUGACACUGUCUAUGUCUAUGUUGGUCCUCAUGGGCAAAAUUGUGCUGAUUUGGAUGAAGCAUUUGCUGUGUACGACUCAUCGGUUGAUUUGGAAAGAGGUGGUCCAGGGAAAAAAGCCCAACAAAAGUUGACGUUCAUAGAGGAACUGUUGAAGAUUCACCAGGUGACAGAAACCGUGGCACGAGACGAGUGA
Molecule: messenger RNA, 4680 nt
Organism: Cladocopium goreaui
Lineage: Eukaryota; Dinophyceae; Suessiales; Symbiodiniaceae
Source: the annotation of a GenBank genome assembly